Molecule: messenger RNA, 348 nt
Organism: Chondrus crispus (carragheen)
Lineage: Eukaryota; Rhodophyta; Florideophyceae; Gigartinales; Gigartinaceae
Source: the annotation of a RefSeq genome assembly
AUGGCAAGUAUUCAAUUCAUUAAAGGUAUAAAUGAAACAGUUGUACCUAAUGUUAAAUUAACAAGGUCAAGAGAUGGAAGUAAUGGAACAGCAACAUUUAGAUUUAAUGAUCCAGAUAUUUUACAAUUAGACAUGCAAGAAGAAGGAGAUAUUACUGGCAUGUAUUUAAAAGAUGAAGAAGGCGAAAUGGUUACAAAAGAUGUAAAUGCAAAAUUUAUAAACGGUAAACCACAAGCUAUAGAAUCUAUUUAUAUAAUUAAAAGCCCUAAAGAUUGGGACAGAUUUAUGCGUUUUAUGGAAAGGUAUGCCAAUGAUAAUGAAUUAUCAUUUACAAAAGCAAAAUCAUAG